AUGGGCAAGAUAAUCUUCUUCGAGGACAGGAACUUCCAGGGUCGCACUUAUGAGACCAGUUGCGACUGCCCUGAGCUGACCUCCUACCUGAGCAGGUGCAACUCCUGCAGGGUGGAGAGCGGCUGCUUCAUGAUCUACGACAGGCCCAACUACACUGGAAACCAGUACUUUCUGAGGACUGGCGAGUUCUCUGACUUCCAGUGCAUGGGCAUGGCCAACUCCAUCAACUCCUGUCGUCUGAUCCCUUAUCACCAGGGGUCUUUCAGGAUGCAGGUGUAUGAGAGGGAGAACUUUGAAGGCCAGAUGAACGAGCUGACCGACGACUGCGAGUCUGUCCAGGAACGUCACCGCAUGUCCGACUGCCAGUCCUGCAACGUGAUGGACGGCCACUGGCUGAUCUAUGAGCAGCCCAACUACAGAGGCAGGAUGCUGUACCUGAGGCCCGGAGAGUACAGGAACCUCAGGGAGAUGGGCAUGGGCAACGUGAUGAGGUUCAGCUCUAUGAGGCGCAUCAUGGAUUCCUGGUACCAUGGAGAAAUUCUCAAAAUAAAAAAUUUAAUUGCAAGUCACACAGUGCUGUGGAAUCCUUUGUUCAACCUCAUCGUCUCUGCCAAACACUCAGCUGCCCAGCGGGAGUCCAUGAUGCGCUUCAUGGAGCUGAACCUCAUCAUGUUGCCCAUGCCCAUCUCCCUGAGGUUCCUGUACUCUCCGGGCUUCAGCAUCUGGUGGCCCAUGAAGUUGGGCCUCUCGUACACCAUGAAGCAGCCGCUCUCCACCCUGCAGGAGUUGCACCUGCUCAGGAAGGAGCGUGGCUCUUCUUCGUUGCAGAUCAUCUUUUACGAGGAGAAGAACUUCCAGGGUCGUUCUUACGACUGCAGCACCGACUGCGUCGACCUCACCAUUCACCUGAGCCGCUGCGGCUCCUGCAGGGUGGAGAAUGGCUGCUUUGUGGUGUACGACCGCUCCAACUUCAUUGGAAACCAGAACUUCCUGAGGAGAGGAGAGUACGCUGAUGUGCAGCGCAUGGGCACCAUGAUGGGCAUGGGUGUUCUGGACACCAUCCGCUCCUGUCGUAUGAUUCCCAUGCACAGGGGACAGUUCAGGAUCAGGAUCUACGAGAGGGAGAACUUCGGAGGCCAGGUCCAUGAGCUGAUGGACGACUGCGAGUCUCUCCUGGAACGCUACCGCAUGACCGACUGCCAGUCUUGCAAUGUGAUGGAGGGCCACUGGCUGAUGUUUGAGCAGCCCAACUUCAGAGGCAGGAUGAUGUACGUCAGGCCCGGCGAGUACAGGAGCAUGAGGGACAUGGGAAUGACCACCCUGAUGAAAGUCAGCUCCAUCAGACGUAUCAUGGACAUCUGCUAA
Lampris incognitus (smalleye Pacific opah) is the source of this 1365-nucleotide messenger RNA. RefSeq names its product very large A-kinase anchor protein-like. The transcript has 8 exons. Gene Ontology annotation, biological process: lens development in camera-type eye; visual perception. NCBI's taxonomy places the organism in Eukaryota, Metazoa, Chordata, Actinopteri, Lampriformes, Lampridae. The record is from RefSeq and is a predicted model, not a curated record. Bases 1 to 1365 code for a protein of 454 amino acids. Gene Ontology annotation, molecular function: structural constituent of eye lens.